AUGUCUCCAACUUUCACUCCUCAAGAGAAAGAAAACAAUCCGCCUGGCGCAUCACAAACGGGAGACUACGCAGUAUACAACAGCGGUGCUGACUCGCCGCUCUCAACAACCUCGUCAUCCUUCUUCAAGGGCAUGGAAGUCGACAAGGAACCAUCGCCUCCUCCCAAAUCGCUGUGUCCAAUGUGCAAAGUAGAAGUUGACCCUGAAAUUCUGGCCGAGUUCAAAUCCCAACCAAAUCAGCGAAUCCGUGAGCAACAACAAUUCUGUGAAUCGCACAAACUUCGCAGUGCAUUGCAACAAUGGGAGCAACGCAAAUACCCUACAAUUGCGUGGGAUCAAUUUGAAACCCGGGUGCAGAGUCUGUUCCCCGCAAUCGAGAAGUUGCUGGUGCCGGAUGCUCCUUCUUAUUACCGUAACACGCUCGACGGGAUCUUGGCUUCGGGCAAAGCCAAGAACUUCCGAUUGACGAUUGACGGGAAGGCACUUGAGGUGAUUACUUGUGGUUAUUAUGGUACGAAGGGUGCAAGUCUGAUGUAUGUGUUUUCCUUUGUUGGACGAGAUGCUGUACUAAUUAUUUCUAGGCUGGAUGCUGUUGUUGCCCGGUUCUCUAGGUCGCUGCGUCGUUUGGCGGCAACGGAUCGAAUUGUCAAGACCGCUGGUGUGGCCGGCUACGCACAGUGUGUCCUUGUGCCUGAGUUAGCCAUGCGAUUGGUAAAGCAGGAUAUGGGUGUUGAUGACGAGGAAGCUCGUCAGAUCAUGCGAGAGAGCAUGGAUAUUGGUCAGAAGUUGAACCCUGAAGCCAAUGACGUUGUUCCCGUUCCAGCUGGACUUGACGGCCUCGGUCUCGUUGCUCAAAGUGAUGAUGAAGAGGAAGACGAGGAAGAAGAGGAGGAGGAGGAGGAGCUAGAGGAAGAGGAAGAGGAAGAUAAAGAGAAUGAGGGAAACAGAGAAGAAGACGACAAGCAAGCUGGAGACCUCGAGGACAAAAAGCCGGCAAUGCAGGCAAUGCAAUCAAUUCAGGCAGUGCAGGCAAGGCAGGCAAGGCAGGCAAGGAAGAACCAGAGCAAAGACACUGAGAUCAGAUGA
This is a messenger RNA of Penicillium salamii, 1086 nucleotides long. The record is from the annotation of a GenBank genome assembly. Lineage: Eukaryota; Fungi; Ascomycota; Eurotiomycetes; Eurotiales; Aspergillaceae.